Vigna radiata var. radiata (mung bean) is the source of this 1239-nucleotide messenger RNA. RefSeq names its product probable 6-phosphogluconolactonase 1. Gene Ontology annotation, biological process: carbohydrate metabolic process; pentose-phosphate shunt. NCBI's taxonomy places the organism in Eukaryota, Viridiplantae, Streptophyta, Magnoliopsida, Fabales, Fabaceae. The transcript has 4 exons. The record is from RefSeq and is a predicted model, not a curated record. Gene Ontology annotation, molecular function: 6-phosphogluconolactonase activity. The coding region runs from base 104 to 904 and encodes 266 amino acids.
UUAAACUGCAUGAGACUAUGAUUGACUAUCAUGCUUUGUUCUUUUAUUAGUUUCCGCAGCAGUAGAGGGUGUCAAUUUAACAUCUAUUGGACUCUCUGGAACCAUGGCUCUUUCUGAUGGUCAGAAAAAUAGAGGAGAGUUGAGGAUUCAUGAGAGUUUGGACGAGCUAAUGACUGAUUUGGCAGACUAUGUUGCUGAGUUAUCAGAGGCAUCAGUUAAAGAGCGAGGAGUCUUUGCAAUUGCUUUAUCUGGUGGUUCUCUCAUUGGCUUAAUGGGAAAACUCUGCGAAGCUCCAUAUAACAAGACCGUGGACUGGUCCAAGUGGUAUAUUUUCUGGGCUGAUGAGCGUGUUGUGGCAAAAAACCAUGCUGAAAGCAAUUAUAAGCUUGCUAAAGAUGGCCUUUUGUCCAAGGUUCCUAUUGUCCCCAGUCAUGUGCAUUCUAUUAACGAUUCUGUGUCAGCAGAAGAAGCUGCUGAAGAUUAUGAGUUUGUGAUUCGACAGUUCGUGAAAACUCGUGUUGUCAGUGUCUCAGAGAUUAGUGACUGUCCAAAGUUUGAUCUCAUUCUACUGGGAUUGGGUCCAGACGGCCACAUUGCCUCAUUGUUUCCCAACCACUCAGCACUGAAUGAAAGGGAAGAAUGGGUAACUUUCAUUACUGACUCCCCUAAACCCCCACCUGAGAGAAUCACAUUCACCAUGCCUGUCAUCAAUUCUGCAUCAAAUGUUGCAGUAGUUGUCACUGGUGACAGCAAAGCAGAAUCUGUGCACUUGGCAAUAGAUGAUCUUGGACCUGACUGCCCAUUAAUACCAGCCAGAAUGGUCCAACCAGCUAUGGGGAAGUUGGUGUGGUUUUUGGAUAAACUGGCUGCCUCAAAACUUGAAGAAUCCAAUUUAAACAAGUAGGAGUUGUUGUAAGUUUGUAUGUAGUGUUAAGGGAUUUGGCAGUUGUUGAUCAUCCUCAGAUCCUGUCUCUGCUUCUCUCUUUUCUCUUGGAUAGAAAGUCUUUGCUUUUUUUUUUUUUUUCCUUUUCUUGCUUUCUCUUGGGAGGUUUUUGAGGGAAGUGUGGUAUAGUUUUUGUAAGCGGCCAAUAAAAGUUGUGGAGAGCAUCAUUUUAUGUUCCAACACCCUUCUUUCCUUCUGAUUCCUCAUUUGGGUUAUUGGCUAUGAUGAUGGCCACUUGUUUGCAAUUUAGAACGAAAAAUCGGGUUCAUGUAAUUCUAAGAGUUCACUUUCCCACA